UCAAUUGGCGUGUUUUUCGCUCUAGUUGCAAUUUUAGUUGUUGCUGCUGUCAUAAUCAUCAAGCGAAGGCGAGCUCAAAAGCAGGAAACGAACGUAGAAAUGUUCUCGGUAGAAUACCAGGAUAACGAAAGCGAUGAUUUUGAAAGCUACGCAAGUGAAGACAAGUUUUUUGGAUCAAACGGGUGCGCGGGAACUGGUAGCAAUGAAAGAAUCUAUUUAAAUGAGAGCAGUGGAAAUGCUAAAGAAAACAGACAUCCACCAGUCUCCUUGGCAGAAUUUUUGCACUACGUUAAUGAACUAAAAGCUAACGAUAACUAUAUGUUUGGCAAUGAAUACAAUGAUUUACCAAAAGAUUUUACCACAUCUUGGGAAGUGUCAAAAAGGCCGUUCAAUAAAGACAAAAACAGAUAUGGAAAUAUUGUCACAUAUGAUUAUUGUCGUGUUGUUCUCUCUGGAGAUGAAAAUGAAGAUUACAUUAACGCUAGCUACAUUGACGGAAUGAGUGCAAAUUCCUAUAUAGCAUGCCAAGGCCCAACCCCAGUUACAGUGAAUGAUAUGUGGAAAAUGGUUUGGGAGCAGCGCAGUUACUCUAUUGUGAUGGUAACUUCUCUCAACGAACUUGGAAACCGUAAGCCUAAAUGUGAGAAGUACUGGCCUGACGAAGGAAGUAAAAUGUAUGGAGAUAUUGAAGUAACGUUGGAGAAGACGGAAAUAUUUGCUUUCUCUGAAACACACACGUUACAAAUUAGGAAGGGCGACGAAAAACGAGAAGUCAGACAUUACUACUUCAAAUCCUGGCCUGAUCACAGCGUCCCAAAAUAUCCUACAGAGCUCCUAGCUUUUAGAAAUCAUUACAGGACCCAUCAUGUGAAACAAUCUGGACCUAUCAUCGUACACUGCAGUGCUGGUGUUGGGAGAACCGGUGUCUUUAUUGCUAUAGAUACCAUUCUUGAUAAACUCGACAAAGGUGUAGUGAAUUGUAUUGAUGUGUUUGGAGAGGUUUCUUCAAUGAGAGAACGAAGAAUGAAUAUGGUGCAAACAUUGGAACAAUAUAUAUUUGUCUACGAAGCAAUCAUGGAGGCAAUUGUAUGUGGGAUGAACGAAGUUGAUUGCUGUAAUAUCAAAGAGGAGAUUGGGAAACUUGCGGAAACUAAGCCCAGUGGUUUAACUGGUUUUCAAGAGAAGUUUAAGACGUUGGAAAAAGUGUCACCAAUUCUUACUCCAGAUGAAUGCAUUGCUGGAUUACUUGAGGAAAAUGGCAAAAAAAAUCGUGUUGAAAAUGUCUAUCCAGGGGAAGGCAAUCGUGUUACACUGGAAUACUUGGAUGGUGUUCAAAAUUCAGAUUAUAUCAAUGCUGUUUUUGUUGAUAGUUACACUACAAGAAAUCAUUUUAUCGCGACGCAAAGUCCUCUUCCUAACACAAUCAACGACUUCUGGCGACUGGUUUAUUCGCAAAAAUCAUCCACGAUUGUCUUGUUAAAUAGCUUACAAGAUGGAACGGCAUUCCCGAUAUUUUGGCCAACGACUAUGAAAGAAAAGCCAAUUCAGUAUGGUUCUUUAACGGUGCAAUUCAAUUCUGAAUGGGAAUCUAAUGGGAUAUGGACUAGAGAAUUCGUCAUAUCACCUUAUCCGGAUUUACAAGAUUGUCGUGAAGUUAAAAUAUUCCAUUACACAAAAUGGCCGCACCAUGGUGUACCACGCCACACAGAAAGCGUCGUUAAUCUAUUGUCAUUGGUUGAAAAUUCCUGGGAGAGUGAUAAUCAAGGACCAAUAAUUGUUGCAUGCAGUGAUGGUGCUGGACGUACCGGAACAUUCAUUGCCAUCUCAAACCUGCUUGAACGAAUGAAAGUUGACCAGAAAGUUGAUGUCUUUCAGGCAAUUAAAAUCAUUAGAGGAUCACGACCACAAUUUGUUGAAAAUUCGAAACAAUAUAGGUUCUGCUAUUUGGUAAUAAUGGCUUACCAGGAUUCCUCUGCAUGUGUGAAGACGUAAACCUGGCCGGAGGCGGGACGCAUAAAAUUAAUGUGAAUCACAUACAUCGAUAAAUGUCAGUUGGAAUUCCUAAUGGUUCUUUAAUAUAGCUACUGUAGCUAAUUUGGGGCUUUAAAAAUUAUGUAGAAAUGAAAGGAAAUCCUGCCUAGCCUAAAACAGUGAACAGUAAUAAAACCCGCAACGCUAACUUGCCCGCCAUCUUUGAAGCCAAUCAUGAAGAUAGUUUUUGGUUAGGGUUAUCUCAGGUAUGGUAGAGCACCUAGUGUCCAGACUCUUUACUUUUAUUGCGCACUCACGUUUAUCAAAAAGGUGCCGGCAAAAAAUGACCACUA
Dendronephthya gigantea is the source of this 2324-nucleotide messenger RNA. RefSeq names its product receptor-type tyrosine-protein phosphatase S-like. The transcript has 18 exons. The record is from RefSeq and is a predicted model, not a curated record. Gene Ontology annotation, molecular function: protein tyrosine phosphatase activity. Bases 100 to 1992 code for a protein of 630 amino acids. NCBI's taxonomy places the organism in Eukaryota, Metazoa, Cnidaria, Anthozoa, Malacalcyonacea, Nephtheidae. Gene Ontology annotation, biological process: protein dephosphorylation.